AUGUCGAUUUCGGUAAAGCUCAAACAGUUCCAGAUACCGAGAUGCAAAGGGGAGAAACUGGCCAAGAUAGAAUUCAGGGGAGUUUCCCAUUUGACGAAGAUCCUGGGUGACGAUAGCUGUGAAAUACUGGUUGUAGAUCAAAGAUUCGACUGGCCAGUCGCCAGACCUGUAGAAGAGAACGAGUUACUGCUCAUUGAACUAUACUCUAGAAAUCGACUGUUUUCUGAUAAAUUGAUCGGCUUCUAUCGACUGGUGCUUCAGAAGGUCGUAAGAGAUGGAAGACUUUCAAUUUCCGACAGCCUCCUAGAUCCCAAUAAUCAGCCACUGCCCGCUCACGUAGAGUUCGACGUCCUCUACACCCUCCCAGACGAGUCCAUAGCAUCGUUCACGGGAUCCGACUUUCACAUGCUAGAAGAUGACCAGCAGAUGCUGAUAGACAUAGAGCAGAACAUUGCCAAUAUCGAACGCAGCCUAGCGGCAGGUCCUCACGGGACCAUUUCUUCGGCAUCGGACAAACGGGGGAGGACCAUGAAAAGAGCCAGCACCGUCGCCACCUCCGAUAAGUCCACAAGUCAAGACAAGAGGCGGUCCACUUUGAGGAGCAUGAAGAGUCUUAUGAGAUUCGGCAAACAAAGACCGCCGAAAGACAGCGAUAACGACGAGGAGAACGCGUCCCUCAUCCACGAGUCAGGAAGAGACUCUAGAACUUCCGAUUUUGAUUCGGCUCCCUUAUCGAGGGCGGGCAGCCAGAGUUCGAUUAGUUCUAACGGUGAAUGUUACAUGUCCGCUUCCAUGGUGGAAAAAAACCGGCGAGCAUCUAGACUGAAAGCCGACCUGAAGAGUACCAUCGUCGAAUCUGCGCUGAAAGCACAGGAUUUUCAAGUGUGCCUUACUAUAAUUGAAGCGCGGCAACUGGCAGGUCUCAACAUGGACCCCGUCGUUUGCAUCCAAGUGGGAGACCAGAAGAAGUACACCAGCGUCAAGGAGAGCACCAACUGCCCCUACUACAACGAGUAUUUCGUGUUCGACUUCCACAUGCCACCAAUAAUGCUGUUCGACAAAAUCAUCCAUUUAUCGGUGUUGCAGUCUCGGAACAUUCUCCGGGGUAACAAAUUAUUGGGCAGCUUUAAAUUAGACAUUGCUACCGUGUGGUCUCAACCAGAUCACCAGUUCUACCACAAAUGGGCCCUGCUCACCGAUCCAGAUGACAUCGCCGGCGGACCCAAGGGCUACCUCAAGUGCGACAUCAGCGUCAUCGGCAAAGGAGAUACCGUCAAGGUGCCACCGAAGAGCGAGAAGGACGAGGACGAUAUAGAGGCGAAUUUGCUGCUGCCCGACGGCGUUCCGACCGACAGGCAGAGGGCCCGUUUCAUCGUGAAGAUUUACAGGGCCGACGGCUUACCGAAAAUGAAUUCCUCCCUGAUGGCCAACGUGAAGAAGGCUUUCACCGGGGAACUCACCGACCUCGUGGAUCCCUACGUUCAAGUGUCUUUCGCGGGGCUCAUGGGGAAAACCAGCGUGAAGAAACACAGCUACGCGCCGGUGUGGAACGAGCAGCUCAUUUUCACGGAGAUGUUCCCCCCUUUAUGCCAGAGGAUUAAGAUCCAACUUCGCGACGAGGAUCCCGUCAAGCCCACCGUCAUCGGCACGCAUUUCGUAGACCUGAAGACCGUCUCCAAUGACGGAGAGAAGGGAUUUCUGCCCACGUUUGGCCCCUCUUUCAUCCACCUCUACGGAUCCACCCGAGAUUACAGCCUCAUUGACGAGCAUUCAAGUUUGAAUGCAGGAUUAGGCGAAGGUGUUUCGUACCGAGCUAGGCUUCUGGUGUCUAUCAGGACGGAGAUAUCCGACAACAUCGACCUGGCUCCGGCAGCAGUGGAAUUAGAACCCACGGUGCCAGUCAACGAGACGUCCUACGCGAAAAACGAGGAGUUCUUUUUAUUCGCCACCAUCCUGGAAGCGUCAAUGAUUGACAGAAAGUUGGGUGAAAAACCGGUUUACUUCGAAAUAAGCAUCGGGAAUGCCGGCAACGCUAUUGACGGCCAUAAUGAGUCUGCUAGGGAGCACUACGACUCGGACAGUGACGAAUUGGAGGCUGUGUCGUCCGAUAGCGCAUCCUGGCAAAGCACCACAACCCCAACUAAGCCCAUGACUCACGACAAAAUAUACUACUUUUUGCCUUACUGGGACAACAAGCCCUGCAUGCACAUCAGGUCCGUUUGGCCGGAUUACAGGAGACGGAUGUAUAAUUCCAACAUAAUAGCCAAAAUUACUGAAAAACUGGAGGACGGACUAACGGAAGUGAAUUCAUCGGUAGAAGCCGACGUAGCCGACGUGGAGACCCAACUCAAGCAGGUCCUCGAGGACUUGUCCAUAGGUUGCGCCAAGUACGUAACCAUCUCCAAGGCUUCAGUUACUGGUCCCGGAACGGGAAAAACGAAGCUCGAUAAGGAGCAUUUAAAGUUAUGUCAACGAGAAAUCGAAAACAUCGGCAUCGCUGCUAGGAAUUUACGAGCCCUCGUAACAAAGAGUUCAUUCAAGGAGCGCUAUAAAACAUCCCAGACGUAUCUGACUAAACUCAAAUUUCUUACGGAGGACCCACAGCACGCUCUACCUGAUGUAUUCCUUUGGAUCAUCAGCGGUGGAAAAAGGCAGGCCUACCAACGCAUUGCGGCCAGGGACAUUAUUUAUUCAAUAGUGGACGAGGAGAGCGGCAAAGAUUGCGGAAAGGUGCAAACCAUGUUCUUGAAGCUGCCUGGCAAGAAGGGGAUGGGGCCGAGCGGGUGGUCCAUACCGGCCAAGCUCCAGAUCUUCCUGUGGCUGGGCAUGCUGAAGCACAAGAAGAAUUUCAUCAACGGCAUUCCUAAAGGGUACGAGCAGACGCAGGAAAUUCGAAACGUCGAGAGGCCGAGAGCGCUACCGCCGUCGAUCAUACAUUACGUCGAGAAGCAUAUGUUCCAGCUUCGCGCUCACGUUUACCAAGCCAGGUCUCUGAUCGGCAGCGACGCCUCGGGCCUGUCCGAUCCGUUCGCGCGCAUCAUAGCCGGGGAAUUCUGCAGAACGACCCAAGUAAUCGACGAAACGUUGAGCCCCACUUGGGACGAGCUGUUAAUUUUCGAGGAGAUUCUGAUAUACGGAACGGCCGAUGAGAUAAAGCACGAGCCCCAGCCGAUCGUAAUUGAAAUUUUUGAUCAGGACAAAGUGGGCAAAUCGGAAUUCAUCGGGAGAACGCUGGCGAAGCCUCUCGUGAAGCUGAGGGACGAGCCGUAUGCCAAGCCGAGAUUUCCGCCCUCCCUGGAAUGUUUCACGAUAAGGCGAGGGACUGACCACGCUGGUGAACUCCUAGCAACCUUCGAGCUGCUAGAACUCCCCAACGAAAUAGAAGGAGGAUCCCUGCCCGCCCUGCCUCACCCCAAAGACAUACCGAUCUACCACGAGACCGACCCCAAACACGUAGGUCCACUCUUACCCGUGCCGCGAGGGAUAAGACCGACGCUGGCCAGAUACCGCAUCGAGGUGCUUUUCUGGGGAUUGCGGGAUCUGAAAAGGAUCCACCUCCUAACCGUGGAUAAGCCCAGAGUUGAUAUUGAGUGCUCUGGCCACAUUCUGUAUUCCAGCAUCAUCCAAAAUUAUAAAAAGAAUCCGAACUUCAGCACUCCAGUGAAGUUCCUUGAUCUUGAUCUACCCGAGCAGGAAUUGUACAGGCCACCGCUGACGAUUCGUGCAGUGGACUGCAGAAGUUUUGGAAGGUACACCCUUGUAGGCACACAUAUGAUCAAUUCUAUCCACAAGUACAUGUACACGCCCUUAACGAAGAAAGAAAGGGAGGCGGAGGAGAGGAAAAAAUCUCUGAACCAACUGAAAGCAUUGGAUUGCAGUGUAGGAAACAACCAAAUAUCCCCGACUAAGGUGUCUUGCAGCAACAGUGACAAAGAGAAGAGUCCUUUACUGCCUAAGGAUAUAUCCAUUUCAAUAGGUUAUGGAACGCAAGAUGCCACAAAGAAGAUGAAGACCGAGUUAAACAAGAAAAGGAAACACAGCAUUGAUGACGACGUCGAGGACGAAGAAGAUAGCAAAGAUUGGUGGACGAAAUACUUUGCGUCGAUAGAGAGGAUGAUAGAGGACUCAAAGGAGGCGAAGAAGGUCCUUAAUCAGAACGGAAAUUUGCAAGUCUACACCGACGACGACAACAAUCCCCACUCCGGAAACAGUUCGGAUAAGAGUCCGGGCCAAGGGGAGCAAAGAAAACGGUUCGGAUUCAAGACGGCGGCGACGGCGUCGAGGUUCGCCGCCAGGAUCAGUCCCAAGAGCGUCAGGAAGCGGAGCAAAUACAAACCGGUGCUGUGUAAGAUAUAUCCUACGGAGUUAGAGCAAAGACCAGAAUUUGAUGAAUUUAAAGAAUGGUUGCAUACAUUCGAACUAUAUAGAGGAAAAAAGACUGGAGAAGAUUUCGAAGACGAGAGUAGAGUUGUUGGUUAUUUUAAGGGUGCUAUAAAAGUGUACAAAUGGCCUUUACCGAAAGACAUAGACGACAAAACGAUAAUGGGCUUCGACCCUCAGUACGGGUUCUUUCAAGGACUGCCUUCGAACGACCCCAUCAGGGUGUUAGUCAGGGUGUACAUAGUUAAAGCGAACGACUUGCAUCCGAUGGAUUUGAACGGUAAAGCGGAUCCAUACAUAGUGUUACAAUUGGGAUCGAAAAGGAUAAGCGAUAAAGACAAUUAUAUUUCGAAACAGCUCAAUCCGGUCUUUGGCAAAUGUUUCGAGAUCGAGGCAACUUUUCCGCAAGAUUCGCUACUGACGGUCCAGAUUUACGACUGGGACCUGGUCGGUUCCGAUGACAUGGUUGGCGAGACGAAAAUCGAUUUAGAAAAUAGAUUUUACAGUCGGCACAGGGCCAGUUGCGGCCUCCCGGAGAAAUACGAGGAGCAGGGCUACAACGCUUGGAGGGACGCUAUGAAACCGACCCAGACCCUAGCAAAACUCUGUAAGGACGCCAAGGUGGAACCUCCAGUUUACGCAGACGGGCAGGUGAAAAUUGGCAAACAAGUUUUUUCGGUGCUGACCGAAGACGUGGACUUUUACAGGUCGAGGGAAGCGGAAGAACACAUGGCCUUGGCAGUAUUGCAUAGGUGGGACGAGUUCACCAAGAUAGGCUGUGCCUUGGUUCCGGAGCAUGUGGAAACAAGGCCUCUCUACAACCCCGACAAGCCUGGCAUAGAACAGGGAAAAUUAGAAAUGUGGGUCGACAUGUUUCCAAUGGACAUGCCGUUACCCGGCCCACCGCUUGACAUAUCGCCCAGGAAGCCUAAGAGUUACGAAAUGAGAGUCAUCAUAUGGAAUACAGACGAUGUUGUACUGGAAGAUGACGCUUUCUUCACCGGUGAAAAAAUGUCAGAUAUUUACGUGAAAGGGUGGUUAAAAGGUCAAGAAGACUGUCAGUGUACAGACAUUCAUUAUCGCUCGUUAACCGGUGAAGGUAAUUUCAACUGGAGGUUCAUAUUCCCGUUCGAUUACAUGGUAGCCGAACAAAAAAUUGUGAUAUCCAGAAAGGAGUCGCUCUUUUCGUGGGACGAGACGGAAUGUAAAAUUCCCGCAAGAUUGGAAUUACAAGUAUGGGAUGCGGACCACUUCUCAGCAGACGAUUUUCUGGGAGCCAUAACUCUGGAUCUCAAUCGGUUUCCCAGAGGAGCGAAAUCGUCAAAGCUUUGUACAUUAGACAUGUUAAAGACUGACGGUUCUGUACCUAUGGUAAACAUAUUUAAACAGAAAAGGGUGAAAGGUUGGUGGCCAUUCUUCGUAAAAAAAGAUAACGAGGAAAUGGAAUUGACUGGUAAGGUGGAAGCGGAAAUCCAUUUGUUAACCAAGGAGGAAGCAGAGAAAGUGCCUGUUGGCAUGGGUAGAAAUGAACCAGAUCCCUUAGAAAAACCAAACCGACCAGAUUCCUCGUUUAUGUGGUUCAUGAAUCCGCUGAAGUCAAUCAGGUACAUUAUAUGGCACAAUUACAAGUGGACUAUACUGAAGCUUUUCAUUAUCAUAGGUUUAGCAAUAAUUAUACUAUUAUUCUUUUAUUCUAUACCAGGUUACACUGUAAAGAAAAUGAUAGGAGCUUAACUCAAUACAAAACUGACUGCCUGUUUGUAAUAAUUAAAAUUAAUAUUAGCACAAAAACUGUCUAAAUAAAUGAUUUGCGACUGAUACUCAACUUUAUUGGCUCAAAAAAGAUAUACUUUCCCUAUUUUUCUUUAUAUGCUCUGUUUAAUUGUAUGCCGCGAAAAUAUGUCUGAUGUUUAAUGUUUUUAGCUGAAUUUUUUUUAACGUAUAAAUAAU
Molecule: messenger RNA, 6330 nt
Organism: Anoplophora glabripennis (Asian longhorned beetle)
Lineage: Eukaryota; Metazoa; Arthropoda; Insecta; Coleoptera; Cerambycidae
Product: otoferlin-like
Exons: 31
Coding region: 1-6114 (2037 amino acids)
Biological process (GO): plasma membrane organization
Cellular component (GO): membrane
Source: RefSeq, a predicted model, not a curated record